Messenger RNA from Centruroides sculpturatus (bark scorpion), 448 nucleotides. RefSeq lists its product as uncharacterized. The transcript is spliced from 3 exons. NCBI's taxonomy places the organism in Eukaryota, Metazoa, Arthropoda, Arachnida, Scorpiones, Buthidae. The record is from RefSeq and is a predicted model, not a curated record. The coding region runs from base 116 to 433 and encodes 105 amino acids.
AACGUGCAUGCAACAAAUGACAUGUUUUAAACUAAAAACACAGUACUUAUGCUAUAUUUCUGUACUAUUUAAAUAUAAUCGAAUAAUUAAAAAAUAUAUUUUUUUAUAACAAGAAAUGAUUGUUGGAUCAGAAAGCAAAGAGAGAACUGUCAUAAUUGAAGAUCUGAGAUGUGUUGGUUGUUGUUCUCGAUGCAUAUUAAGAUUACUCGGAGAAAAAAGUUAUUCAAAUUUUAUUACACCUGAACAAGUCUUAAAAAGAUUAUCAGAAUUAGGAAACCAACAGGAAUGUGUAAGAGAACAAAAAACUGAUGAGAAUAUGGACACAGAACUGUUAUUACCUCCUGCAAAACGAUUAUGUGGCAUAUCUUGUAUUAGUUGUCUUAAUCUAUUAGAAGAACAUUGUGAUAACAACAUAUUAGAAAAAUACUCAUAAGUGGUACGAUCCAAA